This is a messenger RNA of Protopolystoma xenopodis, 240 nucleotides long. Lineage: Eukaryota; Metazoa; Platyhelminthes; Monogenea; Polystomatidea; Polystomatidae. The record is from the annotation of a GenBank genome assembly.
AUGUUGUGUGAAUCUCACCCGAACGUUCUUCUGCCCUGGGAUGUGCAUCAGAGCCUUAUCAUCAAGUCAUCCGCCAGCGCCACCCGUCUGAUCCGUCUGCUGAUGAAGAGUUUUUUUACUCAAGAAGAGCUGGCUGCUUCCUCUUUGUCAGGCGAGGGCAUCUACAAGAAACGACUUGACCCCAGUGUUACAGAAUCAAUCAAGUGUGAGUACCCUGUGUUGCCACUUGAUGUUUGCUAA